Messenger RNA from Symbiodinium pilosum, 2556 nucleotides. Lineage: Eukaryota; Dinophyceae; Suessiales; Symbiodiniaceae. The record is from the annotation of a GenBank genome assembly.
AUGAAGACAAGCACGGCAGGGGCCAUUUUAGCUGCUUUUGCUGCUUCUUUGUAUGGAGGUGUUCUGUUUCCGCGGACGCCGAGCCCUGCUGAUCCGGAAGUGUCUGAAAUCAGCAGGCGCUUCCGGGAUGAGAUGGCCACAUCAAGGAAUCUAAGCAUCUCGUGCGAGGGGCAGCUGGUUCGGGAUCGUGACACUUUCUUCUGGUCGCUCUUCACUGACAAAUUUGGCAGCAACCCAAACACACCGUAUAUGUGGAACGCGCUGCCGGCUUUCGGCUUCCUGCUUCCAAGUCCCAUGUGGAACCUGAGGCACGAGGAUGCUGUCGUUCUGAUCGCUCGGCGGCCUCCGGAAGUUGAGUACUUCUCCUUCACAACCUUCGCGCUGUGGAUUCCACGGCGUGGGCUGCAGUUCAGCAGUCUUGGGGACAGCGUCAACAACUUGAACAUCCGCGAGACUGCAGAGGGCCUCUUUGCGCACGUGGUCACGGCAAACCAAAAGACCUGGAAGCUGGUGCAGUCAGCGCUGGUGAGCAGCGGAGUGCCCACCAACGCCAUCAACCUGGCUGUGGUGCCCUCGGACAUCGGUGGCCUUUUUGACGACUGGACACACUUUGAAACUGUGCUGCGCCUCUUUCGCUUCGCAAAUCAGAGCGAGGGAGAUGCGUAUCUUCAUUCGCACCACCCUGUGUACUACAUCAAGGCCUCGCAUGGCGAGUCUUUCCCUUUGCCCACCCCGGCGUACAAGGAGCGACAUCACAUGAAGAAUGUUCGAGAGACGAUCCUCCAGGCAGACUUUGAGGCCCACAAUCUGAAGGUGCUGAAGAAGGUUGGUGUGGCCUUGGCGCGGGCGCUGCCGCCGCUUCAACCGAUCCGCUUGGCACCGCUAAUGCAGCAGGGAACCCAGUGCCUUGGUGACUGCCCAGAUGCCGCAUAUUUUGGACCAAACAUCCUUGAGCACAGCGACGUGAUCGACAUGCUGAACAUGUCAGGAGAUGCUGCCCUACCUGCUAACUACAUUAGCUUUUGUCAAUGUGCUGUUGUGGGGGGCUUUGCCUUUUUGGCUUUCCUGGUCUACGUUUUGAAUUCUGAUGGGGACGAAUUGCAUCUGGUAAGCAUGGUGAACCACCGGCUGCUGAACGCGUCCAUAUAUGGCAGCGUUGCUGUGCUGAAGAGCAAGGCAGCAACCCUCAGUAAGACGCACAUGAGCAUCCGCGCCACCAGCCUUGGAGUCACAUCCUUUGACUUCCCAAAGGACCAGUUUGUCACUUGGGCUUUCACGAGGAAUCCCGACAUUUGUGAGCAACUUGGGCAAGCCGUUUCGGGCUGUUCAGUGGUGGAAGACAGCCACGUGGAAUCUGGCGGUUACCUCACCUAUUGCGAGAGAGUGUAUCUGAACCCCUUGACUGGAACAGGGCCCGACUGGUCGGAUCUAAUCUCGGCCUGGCUCUACCGUUUAAAGCUGGAUGCAAUGCCCGUGCUUCAGGAGAUGGCCUCCUUGCCACGAUCCCUGCCCCAAGCACAAUCUGUGCGCAUCUUUAACGGCUCGGUGCCUUUGCACUUUGCCCAUGUGCUCAAGACUGGCGGUGAGUCGCUCGAGCUGCACUUGGCCAAGCAACCAACACCGCACCUCAGCUACGCUCCGUGUCGCGCUGCGUCGCUGGCACAAGCGUGGCCCAAGACGACAGCACCCCAAAGCUGCGUGGCUGCGUCGCGAGCUGUCAGCCUGGCCCUGUGCGCCGCGAAUUGCGAAUGCUGUGCUGACGAUGUGCUCGAAGCAGCCCACUCAGGGUUCAGGGGCACUAUUCUCCGUUCUCCCCGAGCUCAUGUCCUAUCACUGCUAUCGCACUGCCACGCAGCCCACCACAACACCUGGCAGAGGAUCCUGGGAGACUUCCCACAAUAUGUGGCCGAGGGCAUUCUUCGGCUGACAGAGGCGGCCUGCGACAGCCACUGCAGCUUUGAGCCAGACCUUCUUGAGGAUUUGCGCAGCCAACUGGAGUAUCCAAGCCGUCCAAACCGCACCGGACAGGUCCAGGUCAUACCUUAUUUCUUAAACUGGCAGGCGCAUGCCUUGACCUGCAGCUCAUCACAGGGCAGCCUAGGCCAACACUUCAGAGACCUGAGCUUGAAUGAGUCGGUGCCUUCUCUGGACGCUGCCUUGGCAACGCUCCAGCGCUUUGAGUGGGUUGGGCUCACAGAUCUGUUCGAGCACAGCAUAUGUUUGCUGCACUUCCAGGCCAACGGCAGCCUGCCGGCCUCCUGUGAUUGCUCUUCUAGCUCACUGAAGCUGCCCAAGUACACUCAUGGCAAUAAAGCGCUGUCUCCAGAUCACCUGCAGCCAGACAUGCUGGCACGCAUAGAUGCCUUUACAGCCGUGGAUGCUCAGCUCUUUGCAGAAGCUCUACGGCUGCUGCUCGGCCGCCUGAGACAUGUGGAGGAGAUCACUGGGGCAUCCCUUUUACGUUGCAUUCCUUGGCGACGCUUGUGGCGCCGCACUCGAUACGUUCCUGGACUUUGGCUGGACUCUGAUUCAUAUGAGGAUGGGUUCAGGAUGUGA